Drosophila albomicans is the source of this 1326-nucleotide messenger RNA. RefSeq names its product outer mitochondrial transmembrane helix translocase (gene nmd). Gene Ontology annotation, cellular component: mitochondrial outer membrane. Bases 137 to 1282 code for a protein of 381 amino acids. Gene Ontology annotation, molecular function: ATP binding; ATP hydrolysis activity. The transcript is spliced from 2 exons. The record is from RefSeq and is a predicted model, not a curated record. Lineage: Eukaryota; Metazoa; Arthropoda; Insecta; Diptera; Drosophilidae.
AUUUUAAAAUUCACGUUGCGGUCAGCCUGAUUGCAACCUUUGGUUUAGUUCUUCUGCAUUUUUUUAAGUCACACCAAUUAUCAACAAAAUACUUUGCAUUAAGUAAAAACAAUUUACAUAAAAAAACUUCACAAAAAUGGAUCAUUUCAACUUUGGCGGUUCGGAACUAACGCGUGGUCACAUGGUUCAAAUGUUACUGCGUAUUUCUAUAGCCUCAGUUAUCACUUAUUACUCAGUCAAAUGGAUGAUGAAUCAAAUAGACCCGACAAGUAAAAGCAAAAAGAAGGCAAAACUUUUGGCCGAAGAACAGUUAAAAAGGCUGCGUAGAGAGGACAACUUCGAUGUAAACUUACAAACAUUUACCGAUUACGAGUUGAUGAUUGCAUCACACCUUGUUGUUCCAGCAGACAUUGCGGUGAAAUGGAGUGACAUCGCUGGCUUGGAUGCCGUCAUACAGGAUCUACGCGAAUCGGUUGUGCUGCCCGUGCGACAUCGCGACAUGUUUAAGAACUCCAAGCUGUGGCAAGCGCCGCGAGGUGUUCUACUUCAUGGUCCGCCUGGAUGUGGCAAAACGCUGAUUGCCAAGGCAACCGCCAAGGAGGCGGGCAUGCGUUUUAUUAACUUGGAUGUGGCUAUACUGACCGAUAAGUGGUAUGGCGAAUCACAGAAGUUAGCCUCUGCUGUUUUCUCGCUGGCCGCAAAAAUUCAACCAUGUAUAAUUUUUGUGGAUGAAAUCGAUUCGUUUUUGCGCGCCCGCAACUCAAAUGAUCACGAGGCCACCGCCAUGAUGAAAACGCAAUUUAUGAUGUUGUGGGAUGGUCUCAGCACUGAUCCAGAAUCUGCUGUCAUUGUCAUGGGAGCCACAAAUCGGCCGCAAGAUCUGGAUAAGGCAAUUCUUCGUCGUAUGCCAGCACAAUUUCAUAUUAGUCUGCCAUCUGAAGUGCAGCGUGGACAAAUUUUGAAAUUGAUCUUGGCAACGGAGGAGAUUGACAACAAUGUGGAUUUCAAUCGCUUGGCAAAACUGACGAAUGGUUUCUCGGGCUCUGAUCUACGUGAAAUGUGUCGCAAUGCUUCCGUUUAUCGUAUGCGACAAUUUAUGACAGCCACGGAUAGAAAUCAACAGCAGGCGUCGAAGCCACAGCCAUCAACUGGUGGUGCAGACAUCAAUAAAGCUAUGAUCUCCAUCACCAUGGAUGAUCUACUGAGCUCGCACUUGAAAAUGAAGGAGUCCAAAAUGCACACUGGCAAUCUAUUCAUGGAGAAUAGAAUAGAUUUAGAUUAACAAGCUUUAGUUUUGUUUAUUUGUUAUUAAAUUUUGAUCACAAA